Messenger RNA from Plodia interpunctella (Indianmeal moth), 5038 nucleotides. RefSeq lists its product as uncharacterized. NCBI's taxonomy places the organism in Eukaryota, Metazoa, Arthropoda, Insecta, Lepidoptera, Pyralidae. The coding region runs from base 438 to 1517 and encodes 359 amino acids. The transcript has a single exon. The record is from RefSeq and is a predicted model, not a curated record.
CACUUGGUACGGUCACGUAUUUGUAUUGCUCUCAGUUAAAAUUUUGAACAGACGUGCUAAGUUCUCUCAAACGGUUAAAUUUUAUCACAAAUUGAAAACUUAUAAAGGGACAAAAGAAACGUGCUUAUUAAUACCACAAAAAGUGCAGUGAUCAUUGUAUUAAUAACCUAAAUAAUUGUUGAACAUUUUAUUUUUUACUCGCUACGACAGCGAAGUGCGUGGCACCUGUGGCAGCGAAUGACUCAUCGCCCUCUCGUUCAAUCCGCGAUAGCGCCCGAUCGCCCGCGUACUCCGUGACUAGCGACAGAAUAGCGAUACUUAUAGUGAAACGUGUUCUGCGCCCCUGUACUUCGAUAUCUAUGUACCUCGACACUUUCGCCGUUUGAAUACCCUGUCUACUCUGAGCUAAGGUAAAAGAUCUAUUUUCAAUAUACAAUAUGGCUCCUACUUCAAGUAGCCUAUGUGCUGGAUGUCGGCAAAAAAUAAUCGGCCGUCAUAUUACCUGCUCUUCAGAGGUUUGCAGAAAAAUAUAUGACGUUACUUGCGCAAAGGCUGACAAAAUCACCCGAGCUGAACUAGAUGCGUGGAUCUGCCCUGAGUGUCGGGCCUCUAGGAGGAAGACUGGGGAUUCUUCAACGCCUGUACGGGCUGUAACAUACGAGGAUUCAGAUAGUGUCACACAUCGAAAGAAAACUACCACAAGACUAGAAACUCCAGAACCAACUGAAACUACAUCUGUUCCUGGGGGUAUUUACCAAGCUCUGUAUAAAGAAUUCAAGGCUUUGCGGGAGUGCUUUGAAGAAUUUAAGCCUGAAGUUUAUUCUCGGUUGGACGCGAUCAACUUGGCUCUUCUAGAGAAUGCGAAAAGAUUGGAAGUAAUCGAAAGCAAGCAGGACACUCUGGAGCGCAGACAAACAGAUCUAGAUGUCAAACAGCAAAUACUAGAACAACGCAAUCAGGAACUGGAAAUGACGGUGAAGACGUUGGAGGUUCAAAUGUCUUCCUUGAUGCAGAAAGGUCUUAGGAAGGAGGUGGAAAUUAUGGGAAUCCAAGAGAACACAACUGAACAACCAGCACAUUUAGGCUUUGUCAUUGCCGCUAAAAUAGGUGUGACUCUUGACCCCAGUGAUAUCGAAGAGGCCUCCAGGGCCGGGCCGCGCCGGAGUACUGCUGACCUUAAGGAUAAAUAUAUCUCACGUCCACUUGUGGUGAGGUUUGCGAAGACAUCUGUUCGAGAUAGCUUCCUGAAGGAAGCAAGAGCAAGACGUAACCUGAAAAGCAAUGAUAUUGUCGAAGGUUGUCCCGAGCAGAGAGUGUACGUCAAUGAAAGGCUUACUACUGAAAACCGACAUUUAUUUCGCGCAGCCAGAGAAAGGGCAAAUGCCUGUGACUUCAAGUUUUGCUGGGUCAAAAACGGAUCCAUCUAUAUACGUAAGAAGGAAGGCAGCCCAGCUGUGCGCAUUCAGUCGCAGAACGAUUUACUCGGAUUGGCUGGACAGACUGAGUCCACUUCUUGAGAUUUAUCUUUUCCACAUACGGUUUUUACUAAUAGUAGCUUGUUUGAUCAAUGUUAUUCCCUCUGAUGUUCUUGAAUACUUAAAAAUACAAAAUUAUAUAGUAAAUCCAUUAUACAGCAUGGCAACUUUGAUUUUUCAGCGAACAAAAUAUAUGUUAUGUAUAAAGUACUGGCCUCCUUAGAUCUAUUACAUAAUAUUGAUAACUCAUUUAAUAUAUCAUGCCAUGCUGUAGAUAAAGUUGAGAAUUGUAAUAAACUGAUCGGUAACCGUACUCUGAAAGUCUUAAAUAUGAAUAUAAGAAGUGUCAAUCACAAUUUUAACGCGUUUAUGAUCUUUCUAGCAAGACUCGAUAUACAAUUUGAUGCUAUAGUCUUGACUGAGUGUUGGAUUUCUAAUGCCUCUGUGAUUCCACAUAUACCUGGUUAUAUUUCAUCAAAUUCAAAUAAGUUUAUUAAUAAGGCAGGAGGAGUUGUUAUAUACAUAAAAAGUAAUUGGUCACCUAAUUUUUCAGAACCACCUCUUGUUGAUGCUAACUGUGUGCUGGCCGAGAUUCCUGGCGUCUUCUCAAUUCUGGGUGUCUACAGAUCCCCCUCCUUUCUCGAUAAAACACCUUAUUUGAUAUCGCUUGAGACAGAAAUUUCAAAAUUAGCUCAUAACAAUCGUCUUCUCAUUGCUGGUGAUAUAAAUAUUGAAAUUAUUUCCGAAGAUGCAAACCAUAACUACAUGUGCCUCAUGUCUCGGCUUGGUUACAUCCCGGCUAUCACCAAACCUACACGAGACAAUGCAUGCCUGGAUCACAUAUUUAUACCGAACAAAACCACAGCAACCUCCAUCGUUUGUCAUACAGCACUGACUGAUCAUCGUCCCACUAUGGUAGGACUUUCAUUCGAUUAUUCCGAAAAAUCAAACCAUCAAAGUCGCUAUCGUACCAAAAUAAAUUUCGAUGGCUUGUUAUCUGAUAUAAGUCAAAUUGACUGGUCAGAUACUCUUCAAUCUCUUUGUCCCUCAAAAGCAGCAGAGUCCCUAGAGUCAAAAAUAGGAGCAGCUAUCAAAGAUAAUUCUCAAAUCGUAAAACUAAGUCAUUCACAAUUUACCAUCCAACCUUGGAUGACCCCCGGUUUGUUAAGAUGUGCGAAACACAAAGACAGGCUACAUGCUGAAGUACGUAAAUACCCUGAUAAUCUUCUAAAAAAGCAAAUAUAUACUAGAUAUCACAAUUUUUAUAACAAUCUAAUCAGAAAAUUGAAACGUCAACAUGAUUCCAAACUUCUCCAGGAUAAUAAAAGUAACCCUAAAAAGUUAUGGGAAUGUAUACGAAAAGUAACUCAUACUCAGCGUUCAAAGACCGCAUCACUUGAACUUACCCGAAUUAAGGACUCAUCUUCUGCCUCUCUCGACUACUGUAAUGAAUACUUCUCUUCGGUCGGCAAAUCCUUGGCUACCAAAAUACUUAAUGACAUAAAUUCAACAGAAGAAUCUCUAGCAGCUAAAAUUAACGUAGAUAAUGGACCUACCAAUUCUUUCUUUUUAACACCAACCGAUCCCUGUGAAGUCGAGUCACGCAUUAACAAUCUAAAAAAUGACAGCGCGCCGGGUAUAGAUGGCAUCACAGAUCGGAUUUUGAAAAUAAUAGGAAAGUUCAUUUCUGUGCCACUUGCGCAUAUAUUUAACCUAAGCUUUCAAACAGGUGAAUUUCCAGAAAUUUGGAAAACAGCCAUAGUUAUUCCGAUACACAAGAGCGGCCCAAAGAAUGAUCCUAAAAACUACCGACCAAUCUCUCUAUUAGUUAUAUUCUCAAAAUUGCUAGAAGGAUUGGUUAAUGAUCGGUUGAUGAACUUUUUGGAGAGUCAUGAGUUGCUAUCGAAUCAACAAUUUGGUUUUAGAAAAAAUAGAUCUACUGAAAAGGCAGUGUCCCUUCUCACAGACACUAUCGUAUCUCAUUUGGACUCUGGUCGGCCCUGUACUGGAGUUUUUCUUGAUUUUUCAAGAGCCUUUGACACCGUCUCCAUCUCUAUACUGGUGCGAAGGUUAGAGCAAAUGGGGGUCAGAGGUACAGCACUUAGAUGGUUUUUUAGUUAUUUAAAUGGAAGACGACAGUGUGUAAAAGUUGAUUCGAACGUUAGUGGCAUACAAUCUGUUUCAUUCGGAGUGCCACAGGGCAGUAUUCUGGGACCCACCCUAUUUUUGGUUUACAUAAAUAGUUUAGCAUCACUUGAUCUUCCACAAGCCUCAAUUAUAUGUUAUGCAGAUGAUACCGCAAUCCUUUUUACAGGCUCGAAUUGGAAGGAUUGCUUUGAAAAUGUAAGCAAUGGCUUGGCUACCAUUUCAAACUGGCUAAAAAACAACGUUCUAACUUUAAAUGCCCAAAAGUCGAAGCUUCUUUGCUUUCACAAAACAGCCGCUUCAGCUCCUGUCGACAUUCCAGAAGUGACAAUUCAUAGUUGCAACAGUUUACCAGGAAGUGGCAAUCUUAAUUGUGCCUGUGGGUCAAUUGAAAGAUCAUGUUCUGUGCGAUAUUUGGGAGUUAUUCUCGACGAAAAAUUAUCAUUCGCUUCUCAUAUCGACAUCACAUGUAAGAGAUUGCGAAAAAUCAUUCACAUCAUGAAACUCCUUAGAGAAUCCGCUAAUAGACGUUUGUUAACCACCGUGUAUCUUGCGUUAUGCGAAUCGAUUCUUACAUAUUGUAUCUCCAUUUGGGGUGGUGCUUCUUCUUGUUACAUGAUAAAUAUCGAGAGAAUACAGAGAGCCAUACUCAAAACUUUGUUUCGUAAACCUACCCUCUAUCCCACAGUGUCCCUGUAUAACGAUGCAAAUGUUUUAAGUGUGCGUAAGCUAUAUAUUCUAAAAAUUGCUUUAGAUACUCAUCGGCAUGUUAUACAGGCACCUGACUAUCCACAACUACUAAAAAAACGAGUCUUCAAAAUACAUGCUCCCCUAGUCAACACGACUUUUGCUCGCCGUUUCACUCAGUUUGCAUCCCCUUUUAUUUAUAAUAAAAUCUGCAAAAUAUGUAACAUAAAAGAGAAUUCUGUUGCUAAAGCCAAAUCCCUUAUUUUUUCACUAAUACUUCCAUGGAAUUAUGAUUACACAGAAGAAUUCCUGCGCAUUUUAAAAUGAGUUUAAUGAAUCUAAUGCACUUUUACAGGUACGAUUAGUGAUCUUGUUGUUAUUAAUAUUUACUUGCUAUGCCAGAUUAUUAUUAUUAUUCUGUUCUAUAUUAGCAAAACGUUUAUAGAUUGAAAAGCACUUUUGUAUUUCGUCUUAUACUAAUUUAUAAGUUUUUAUGUUUCCUCUUUUUAUUAUUAAUUUAAAUUUUUAUUGCCGGUAGUCUGAUUUAUUUCUCAAUGUUUGUUAAACAAUAACGGCUGCCACAGGACAGGCAUUCUUGCCUAGUGUGGGGCCAAUAGUAAACCAAAAUGCUAUUUAUUUUUAUAAGGUUAAUUAACAUUACUUAUUAAGGGUAUAUGUAUUGUAGCAUAAGGAUUUUGAUCUCCGUUUUGGAAAUAAAUAUAUUUCAUUUC